Indicator indicator is the source of this 753-nucleotide messenger RNA. RefSeq names its product RAS like proto-oncogene B (gene RALB). Gene Ontology annotation, molecular function: GDP binding; GTP binding; GTPase activity. The record is from RefSeq and is a predicted model, not a curated record. Gene Ontology annotation, biological process: Ras protein signal transduction. Lineage: Eukaryota; Metazoa; Chordata; Aves; Piciformes; Indicatoridae. The transcript has 4 exons. Bases 1 to 621 code for a protein of 206 amino acids. Gene Ontology annotation, cellular component: plasma membrane.
AUGGCUGCCAGCAAGAGCAAAAACCAGAGUUCCUUGGCCCUCCAUAAAGUAAUUAUGGUUGGCAGUGGAGGUGUGGGCAAGUCUGCACUCACUCUUCAGUUUAUGUAUGAUGAGUUUGUGGAAGACUAUGAACCUACCAAGGCUGACAGCUACAGAAAGAAAGUAGUUCUGGAUGGUGAAGAAGUUCAGAUAGACAUUCUGGACACAGCAGGACAGGAGGAUUAUGCAGCUAUCAGAGAUAACUAUUUCCGCAGUGGGGAAGGGUUUCUUCUAGUAUUCUCAAUAACAGAGCAUGAGUCCUUCACAGCAACAGCAGAGUUUCGGGAACAGAUCCUGCGUGUGAAGGCUGAAGAGGAUAAAAUCCCUUUACUGGUAGUGGGAAACAAAUCUGACUUGGAAGAGCGCAGACAAGUGCCUGUAGAGGAAGCUAGAAGUAAGGCAGAGGAGUGGGGUGUGCAGUAUGUAGAAACUUCUGCCAAGACCAGAGCAAAUGUAGAUAAGGUAUUCUUUGAUUUGAUGAGAGAAAUCAGAGCAAAAAAAAUGUCAGAAAACAAAGACAAGAAUGGCAAGAAAAGUGGCAAGAACAAGAAAAGCUUUAAAGAAAGGUGUUGCUUACUGUGAUACUUGGGAACUGUAAAUACUGAUCUGCAGGCGGCACGGAUAAGAUACCACUAAGGAUAUAGGGCUGGAUUCAUGAAAGGAAGUCUGUAUUGGCUCCCUUAUCUUUUGCUUUGCAUAUCACACCUUCAAAAU